UUUACUGGCGAGGAUGCUAUACGUCAUCGCGGGCGCGACGCCCCAGGGACAGUCUGGAGUCUGGCUGUCUGGAAGGUGCGGCGGCGAGACCGGCCGGGAAGAUGCCAGUGGCGGUGAUGGCGGAAAGUGUCUUCAGUUUCAGAAAGUUGCUGGAUCAAUGCGAGAACCAGGAGCUCGAGGCUCCUGGAGGAAUUGCCACGCCCCCAGUGUACGGUCAGCUCCUAGCGUUGUAUUUGCUCCACAAUGACAUGAAUAAUGCAAGAUAUCUUUGGAAAAGGAUACCACCUGCUAUAAAAUCUGCGAAUUCUGAACUUGGAGGAAUUUGGUCAGUCGGACAGAGAAUCUGGCAGAGAGAUUUCCCUGGAAUCUAUGCGACCAUCAAUGCCCACCAGUGGUCUGAGACGGUGCAGCCAAUCAUGGAUGCACUCCGAGAUGCCACAAGGCGACGCGCCUUUGCCCUGGUCUCUCAAGCGUACACCUCCAUCAUCGCCGAUGACUUCGCUGCCUUUGUUGGACUUCCUGUAGAAGAGGCUGUGAAAGGUAUCUUAGAACAAGGAUGGCAAGCGGACUCCACCACAAGAAUGGUUCUACCUCGCAAGCCAGUUGCAGGUGCCCUGGACAUUUCCUUUAACAGAAUUAUUCCCUUAUCAGAGCCUGCCCCAGUGCCGCCGAUCCCCAAUGAGCAGCAGUUAGCCAGGCUGACCGAUUACGUGGCUUUCCUUGAGAACUGACUUAUGUUUGAAUUCAAGAUCCACCUUCAGAAUCCUGUCCACUGACAGAGAAAUGUAAAAAUUUUUAUUUUCAAUUUACUGGAUGGAUUAAGCACCUCAGCAUUCCUUACGGAAUAUGUGAUAAAAUGCAUAUAUAAUAUAAAGUAUAUUAUAUAUAUUUUGUCCUUAAGCAUUAUGCUGAAUAGUUGAGGCAGUUCUCAUUUUGUAACAUGUAACAAUUUGGCUGGCGCUGUCAGUAUUAUGCAGUUAGUUGAUAUUCCCGAGUGUCUUAGGAAUAAGUCUCCUACCCCAGUGCAUGCUGUACUCGCAUCCACACCCGAGUGGGUAGCUGUAGUGCUGCUUCCGGGGCUGGAGGAGAACUGACCCCAGGGCAGUUACCCACAUGCUGGGAGCGUGAACAGCCCUUAGGAGAAUAGGCUCUUCCCCACCUCCAGAGAACUGCUGAGGUAGAACACUGAAAUGUAGCUGAGGAACAGAUAAACAUUUCCGGAGUAACCCAGUUUGUUCCCAUUACAGUUGUUCCAGUAGUACGAGUAUGUCCAUUGCCAGCAGAGGAGGGCCUGUCCUGAAAGUGCCGCUUAGGGUGUUGAUAAGAGGUAGUAAGUUUGAUAUCCCCUGUCAGAGGAAGGAACAAGUUAAGUGUGGAAUGCAUCACGGGAGGAAAGAAGCUGUUGAGAAAAGUGAUGCACUCUGUACAGCUCUGCUGCUGCCUGUUGGUUGCCUCUGUUUUCCUUUCUUUUAAAUUCUGCCCUUUGCAGAAGUGCUGAACAAGUCUUCAUUCUUUGUGUGACAGCCCUCUGAAUAUUUGAAGUUACUGUAUUUUCAGAUUAAAAUACCCCGUAGAUCGUUUAUUCUACA
Molecule: messenger RNA, 1589 nt
Organism: Fukomys damarensis (Damara mole-rat)
Lineage: Eukaryota; Metazoa; Chordata; Mammalia; Rodentia; Bathyergidae
Gene: Cops8
Product: COP9 signalosome subunit 8
Exons: 8
Coding region: 102-731 (209 amino acids)
Biological process (GO): COP9 signalosome assembly; protein deneddylation
Cellular component (GO): COP9 signalosome
Source: RefSeq, a predicted model, not a curated record